Messenger RNA from Hippopotamus amphibius kiboko, 550 nucleotides. RefSeq names its product histone-lysine N-methyltransferase SETMAR-like. Gene Ontology annotation, molecular function: nucleic acid binding. Lineage: Eukaryota; Metazoa; Chordata; Mammalia; Artiodactyla; Hippopotamidae. The coding region runs from base 174 to 488 and encodes 104 amino acids. The transcript is spliced from 2 exons. The record is from RefSeq and is a predicted model, not a curated record.
AUGUCUUGUGCAGUGUAUGGAGAAGGUGCUGUGACUGAUUGGACACGUCAGAAGUGGUUUGCGAAGUUUCACACUGGAUAUUUCUCGCUGGACGAUGCUCCAUGGUCAGGUAGACCAGUUGAAGUUGAUACAGAUCAAAUCGAAGCAGUAACUGAGACAGUCAACAUUAUACCAUGCAGGAGAUAGCCAGCAUACUCAAAACAUCCACAUCAAGUGUUGAAAAUCAUCUGCCCCAGCUUGGUUAUGUGAAUCGCUUUGAUGUUCGGGUUCCACAUAAGUUAAGCGAAAAAACCCUUCUUGACUGUAUUUCUGAAAACGUUCUGUUUUUAAAACAAAUUGUGAUGGGCAAUGAAAAGUGGAUACUGUGCAAUAAUGUGGAAUGGAAGAAAUCAUGGGGCAAGCGAAAUGAACUGCCACCAGCCACACCAAAGGCCAGUCUUCAUCCAAAGAAGGUGAUGGUAAAGUCCUGCUUGCUGUUGUUCACCUGAUGAAUGGCGGCAUAGUGGAGUUCCCAUCUGCUUUAUGCCUUUUGGCAGGUCAUUUCUGCUAC